This is a messenger RNA of Cutaneotrichosporon cavernicola, 879 nucleotides long. RefSeq lists its product as uncharacterized. Gene Ontology annotation, biological process: fatty acid elongation, polyunsaturated fatty acid; sphingolipid biosynthetic process; very long-chain fatty acid biosynthetic process. The transcript has 4 exons. The record is from RefSeq and is a predicted model, not a curated record. The coding region runs from base 1 to 879 and encodes 292 amino acids. Gene Ontology annotation, cellular component: endoplasmic reticulum membrane. Lineage: Eukaryota; Fungi; Basidiomycota; Tremellomycetes; Trichosporonales; Trichosporonaceae. Gene Ontology annotation, molecular function: fatty acid elongase activity.
AUGGUCACCAUCUGGAAGGAGGGCGAGGGCCCCGUCAUCACCACCAUCAAGUCCCUCUGGUCCGCCGCCAACCUCCCCGCUCCUCCCAAGGAAUAUGUCGAAUGGAUCCCUGGACAGAGCCCUCUUUCCACCCCGAAGGAGGUCUUCAUUGCUCUUGUCACCUACCUCGUCGUCAUCUUUGGUGGCCGUGAGCUCAUGCGCAACCGCGAACCCUUCAAGCUCAGGACGCUCUUCCGCAUCCACAACGCGUUCCUCUCUGCUGGAUCUCUUAUUCUCCUAAUCGUCAUGAUGGAGGAGGUUGCCGCCUUCUACUUGCGCCGUGGCUUCUACUACUCAAUCUGCCACCCCGCUGCAUUCACCCCCACGGCCGUCACGUACUACAUGAUCAACUACUACUUCAAGUACAUUGAGCUUAUCGACACCGUUUUCCUCUUCCUGAAGAAGAAGCCCCUUGCUUUCCUCCACGUCUUCCACCACUCGGCGACGGCUCUCCUCUGCUUCACCCAGCUUGAGGGCGAGACCUCGGUCCAGUGGGUCGUCAUUGGCAUCAACCUCCUCGUUCAUGUCAUCAUGUACUACUACUACUGGGCGACUGCCGGUGGCGCCAAGAUCUGGUGGAAGAAGUACCUCACCACCAUGCAGAUCACUCAGUUCGUGAUUGACCUCUUCAUCACCUACUACGCCACCACGAACCACUUCUUCUACAAGUACAACAUCAACCUCCCCUGGGUCAAGGACUGCACCGGCGGUGAGGGUGCUGCGCUCAUGGGCUGCGGUCUCCUCACCUCGUACCUCUUCCUCUUCAUCGCUUUCUACAAGGCGACUUACAAGAAGAAGGCUGCACUGGCCGCCACCAACGGUGUCAAGAAGACCAACUAA